AAUGGCUUCAGACAUACCUGGAUCGGUGACAUUGCCCGUUGCCCCCAUGGCAGCCGCUGGACAGGUGAGGAUGGCGGGGGCCAUGCCGGCCCGAGGAGGAAAGCGGCGUUCCGGAAUGGACUUUGAUGAUGAAGACGGCGAAGGUCCCAGCAAAUUUUCGAGAGAGAAUCACAGUGAGAUCGAAAGGCGCAGGCGGAACAAGAUGACCCAGUACAUCACCGAGCUCUCGGACAUGGUCCCCACGUGCAGCGCGCUGGCCCGGAAGCCGGACAAGCUCACCAUCCUCCGCAUGGCCGUCUCGCACAUGAAGUCCAUGCGGGGCACAGGGAACAAGUCUACGGAUGGUGCAUACAAGCCUUCGUUCCUGACUGAGCAGGAGCUGAAGCAUCUCAUCCUCGAGGCGGCUGAUGGAUUUCUGUUUGUGGUGGCAGCGGAGACAGGGCGGGUGAUUUACGUGUCUGACUCCGUCACGCCCGUGCUGAACCAGCCCCAGUCGGAGUGGUUUGGAAGCACCCUCUAUGAUCACGUGCACCCCGACGAUGUGGAGAAGCUGAGGGAGCAGCUCUGCACAUCUGAGAACUCGAUGACAGGCCGGAUCUUGGACCUGAAGACUGGGACAGUCAAGAAAGAAGGGCAGCAAUCGUCCAUGAGGAUGUGCAUGGGCUCCCGCCGGUCCUUCAUCUGCAGGAUGAGGUGUGGAAAUGCUCCUUUGGAUCACCUGCCCCUGAACAGAAUCACCACCAUGAGGAAAAGAUUCAGGAAUGGCCUUGGCCCCGUGAAAGAAGGCGAAGCCCAGUAUGCGGUGGUCCACUGCACGGGAUACAUCAAGGCCUGGCCUCCAGCAGGAAUGACCAUACCUGAAGAAGAUGCUGAUGUGGGACAAGGCAGUAAAUAUUGCCUGGUGGCAAUUGGUAGACUCCAGGUGACCAGCUCUCCUGUGUGCAUGGACAUGAAUGGGAUGUCAGUGCCCACGGAGUUCUUAUCCCGGCACAACUCUGAUGGCAUCAUCACGUUUGUGGACCCAAGAUGCAUCAGUGUGAUUGGCUACCAACCUCAGGACCUUCUGGGAAAGGACAUUUUGGAAUUCUGCCACCCGGAGGAUCAGAGCCAUCUGCGUGAGAGUUUCCAGCAGGUGGUCAAGCUGAAAGGCCAAGUUCUCUCGGUCAUGUAUCGAUUCCGCACCAAGAACCGCGAGUGGAUGCUGAUCCGCACCAGCAGCUUCACGUUUCAGAAUCCCUAUUCAGACGAGAUCGAGUACAUCAUCUGCACCAACACCAACGUCAAGCAACUUCAGCAGCAGCAGGCGGAACUGGAAGUGCACCAGCGAGAUGGGUUGUCAUCGUAUGACUUAUCUCAGGUCCCAGUGCCCAACCUGCCAGCUGGAGUGCACGAGGCCGGGAAGUCCGUGGAAAAGGCAGAUGCAAUCUUUUCCCAGGAAAGGGAUCCCCGGUUUGCUGAGAUGUUUGCAGGAAUAAGUGCGUGUAAGUUGCCAAGCCUGGGAAAUGGUGGUUGGACACCGCGGUUGGAAGGAUGUGGGCAUCCCAUGCCUGCGGGGGGAGGACAAGCGGGGCUCUCCUCGGUGGUCCACGUGCCUGGGGUGAAUGAUAUUCAGUCCUCCUCAUCAACGGGCCAGAACAUGUCCCAGAUCUCCCGACAGCUAAACCAGAGCCAGGUGGCAUGGACAGGGAGCCGUCCACCCUUUCCCGGGCAGCAAAUUCCAUCUCAGUCUAGCAAGACUCAGUCAUCCCCGUUUGGGAUUGGGACAAGCCACACCUACCCUGCCGACCCGUCUUCCUACAGUCCCCUCUCCAGCCCUGCUACCUCCUCACCCAGUGGGAACGCCUACUCCAGCCUGGCCAACAGGACGCCGGGGUUCGCUGAAAGCGGACAAAGCAGCGGGCAGUUUCCAGGGCGGCCCUCGGAAGUCUGGUCGCAGUGGCAGAGCCAGCACCACGGUCAGCAGAGCGGUGAGCAGCAUUCCCACCAGCAGCCCAGUCAGACUGAAGUGUUCCAGGACAUGCUGCCCAUGCCAGGAGAUCCGACCCAGGGGACAGGCAACUAUAAUAUCGAAGACUUUGCCGACCUGGGCAUGUUCCCGCCCUUUUCUGAGUAGCCGCAGGCGGCGCGAGGCUCUCCGGCGCAGUGCUGCCUGUGCUGGGACGUCAACUCGGAUGUGAACGAGCCUGCCCUCCCCCUGCUGCCCCGCCUGUCCUGUGCAGAGCCCCCUCCCCCUUCCCCAUCAAUCCUCACCGCCCACUCUGCACUGGCCAGAGGCAUUGUUCAACGCUUAGAAGUUGGUUGUAUUUAUUGUAUUUUAUCUGUGUGUGCUUGGUGGGGAGGGGCAUACGGGGCCCCUAAAACAUGAUUGUGAAUAAUCUCUUAGUAGACAACAUACACCUUUGAAGGGUUCAUUCCAGGCCCAGAGCAGUCCGGCUGCACGAGCAGGCCGGCCCUCAGUUCUGAAACCAUGUUCCUUCUUAUAUUUCACUUUCGCCAGAUGGGUAGGACUCGGGGGUGCUAGACAUCCAGGAUGCAGGAUGCAAAGCCUCUGUGGUAUGAACCAAGCCGGAAGAGAGGUGCACAGGGACAUCAAGGGCACCCUGCCCACCCAUAGCCCACC
Molecule: messenger RNA, 2620 nt
Organism: Echinops telfairi (small Madagascar hedgehog)
Lineage: Eukaryota; Metazoa; Chordata; Mammalia; Afrosoricida; Tenrecidae
Gene: ARNT2
Product: aryl hydrocarbon receptor nuclear translocator 2
Exons: 18
Coding region: 2-2113 (703 amino acids)
Biological process (GO): regulation of transcription by RNA polymerase II
Cellular component (GO): aryl hydrocarbon receptor complex; nucleus; cytoplasm
Molecular function (GO): protein dimerization activity; DNA-binding transcription factor activity, RNA polymerase II-specific; RNA polymerase II cis-regulatory region sequence-specific DNA binding
Source: RefSeq, a predicted model, not a curated record